Knipowitschia caucasica is the source of this 1113-nucleotide messenger RNA. The record is from the annotation of a GenBank genome assembly. Lineage: Eukaryota; Metazoa; Chordata; Actinopteri; Gobiiformes; Gobiidae.
AUGUACCAGGGAAUAAUGACAUCUAACCACGGAGCCCCGUCCUACGAGGCCGGGUACCUGCACAGUGCUCCGGGGACCUCUCCGGUGUAUGUCCCAACCACACGGGUGGUCACCCCGAUGCUGCCCGCGCUGCCUUACCUCCAGAGCGGGGCCUCGCAGCAGAGCAGCCCGGUGUCGGGUCACUCCGGCUGGGCUCAGACAGGAGCAGAGUCUGUGUCUUCGUACAGUCACUCCCCGGUGUCUUCUCGCUUCAGCUUCUCCACCAGCCCUCCUCUGCCGUCGGGCAUGUCCUGCGCCUCUGCCCGCGACACUGUCUCCUACUCCACCGGGAGAGAGCACUACGGAGCCCGCGCUCUCAGCGGCUCGUACCACAGCCCUUACCCCGCCUAUGUGAGCCCCAGUGUGGGGGCGACGUGGUCUGCCUCCCCCUUCGACAGCCCGGUGCUGCACGGCCUCCAGCCUGGAGGAACCCCGGGGACAGCGCGACAUCAUCCGAACAUAGAUCUCUUUGAUGACUUUGCUGAGGGCCGUGAGUGUGUGAACUGUGGGGCCAUGUCCACCCCCCUGUGGAGGCGCGAUGGAACGGGCCACUAUCUGUGCAACGCCUGCGGAUUGUACCACAAGAUGAACGGCAUCAACAGACCUCUGAUCAAACCUCAGCGCCGGCUGUCAGCCUCGAGAAGAGUGGGCUUAUGCUGUACCAACUGUCAUACCACCACCACCACACUGUGGCGCCGUAACGCAGAGGGAGAGCCUGUGUGCAACGCCUGCGGCCUCUACAUGAAACUUCAUGGGGUUCCUCGACCUCUGGCUAUGAAGAAAGAGGGAAUCCAGACUCGCAAACGGAAACCCAAAAGCGUGAAUAAAUCUGGGAACCCUGAGAGCAGCACAGCGACUCCGAGCAGUACUCCCCGCGUCGCACCGGCCUCUGAGGAGCGGCCCAUAAAGACAGAACCCGAUAGCCACCUCUACUCUCACCACAGCUCACAGAUUUCCGCUCUGCCGGCAUAUAUGUCCACACAAGGAGGUGCCAUGACUCUGAAGAUGUCUCCUGGGGGCCACAGUGGGACCAGCUCCAAGAACGAGCCCUGGAAUAAUCUAAUCCUGGCCUAG